Magnolia sinica is the source of this 1426-nucleotide messenger RNA. RefSeq lists its product as uncharacterized. Lineage: Eukaryota; Viridiplantae; Streptophyta; Magnoliopsida; Magnoliales; Magnoliaceae. Gene Ontology annotation, molecular function: mRNA binding. Bases 76 to 1044 code for a protein of 322 amino acids. The transcript has 9 exons. The record is from RefSeq and is a predicted model, not a curated record.
GCGCGGAUAGUAUACCCCGCGAAAAAAUAACAAGGGAAGGAAGAAAGAAAGAGAGCUAGGGCUGUUUCCCCGGCCAUGGCAGCUCCUGGCAGUCAUCCCUACCAUCAGCAGUGGGCCCCAUCCACCGGUCCUCCUCCCAUCACCGUCGAAAACCCUAACACCCACGCCAUUACUCCCAACCCCAACGUUGAAGAGGUCCGUACGAUCUUCAUCUCCGGUCUGCCGGCUGACGUUAAAGAGAGAGAGCUCCAGAACCUGCUGAGAUGGCUGCCGGGCUAUGAGGCUUCUCAGGUGAACUUCAAGGGCGAGCAGCCAAUGGGCUUUGCCCUCUUCUCCACGGCCCAUCUUGCACUCACCGCCAAAGCCGCCAUUCAGGACAUGGUUUUUGACGCAGAAUCCAAGUCUGUUCUUCAUGCAGAGAUGGCGAAGAAGAAUCUUUUUGUCAAAAGAGGUGUAGUAGCUGAUUCUACUUCCUUCGAUCAAAGUAAGCGCUUGCGAACUGGCGGUGACUAUACCCACGCAGGUUAUCCAAGUCCUGCACCUUUUCACCCCGCGGCUACACAUGUUUGGGGGCCCCAGGGGUAUGUAGCUCCACCGGCUGCAUAUGAUCCAUAUGGAGGGUAUUCAGUUCCUCAAGUAGCCUUGCCUGCUCCAGCUCCGCUGCCUGCACCUUGCAUUUAUGCUCCUGUUCAGAAAACAAAAGAUAAUCCUCCUUGCAAUACGCUCUUUAUUGGAAAUCUUGGAGAAAAUGUAAUCGAGGAAGAAGUGAGGGAGCUUUUUGAUGUGCAACCUGGUUACAAGCAACUGAAGAUUUUGCGGCAGGAAAGAAAUACAGUCUGCUUCAUUGAAUUUGAAGAUGUGAACAGUGCCAUGACUGUGCACCACAGUUUGCAGGGUGCUGUCAUCCCUAGUUCUGGACGUGGUGGCAUCCGAAUACAAUUUUCGAAGAACCCAUUCGGAAGAAGGAAGGAUGCAAGCAAUGACAUCAUUCAAGCAGCUGAGAAUAAUGAAGCUCCCACUUUUCAGUAUUCAGAAGGGGCGUAGUCUGCUCUUUAUGCUCUUAAUUAAGAGUAGAGAAUUAGUAUAGACCACAUGAUGGGCAUCAUGCAUUCCAUCUUUCUGCAUGAGUGCUCAUUAGCGUUUUUCCCCUCUUGAAUGCACAUGGUGAUCAUUAGUGCCAUUUUCCAUGAUUCAUUAGGGUGAUGUUAUCUGUUAUCAAAGACAUGGUCGUCAGGUCGCAUGGAUAAAGUGGUCCUUUAUGUUCUUUUUUUUUUUUAGGAAGAUGCAUGGCACAUUUCUUGUGUAUUCAUUUUUGCAAGUACCUUAUCUUGGUUUUGUUUUGCAUGGUGGUGUAUGGAUGAUAUCUUUGUACACAUCUUGUCCUUUCAUUUUCAUGUUGAAUCUGAUUCCAUGUCACUUGAGAUGA